Molecule: messenger RNA, 1140 nt
Organism: Aedes aegypti (yellow fever mosquito)
Lineage: Eukaryota; Metazoa; Arthropoda; Insecta; Diptera; Culicidae
Product: testis-specific serine/threonine-protein kinase 6
Exons: 2
Coding region: 99-1016 (305 amino acids)
Biological process (GO): intracellular signal transduction; protein phosphorylation; microtubule cytoskeleton organization
Cellular component (GO): cytoplasm
Molecular function (GO): ATP binding; tau-protein kinase activity; protein serine/threonine kinase activity
Source: RefSeq, a predicted model, not a curated record
CAGUAGGCCAUGUCUGAAGCAUCGACGUUGCGAUUGAUGUGACAAAUUCCAAAACAAUAAAAAAAAUCUAAAUUCUCAGUGUUUAUUACCCACAAAUCAUGGAAUAUUCGUCGACGAAAAAUUUGAGUUCAGACACAUUCAACAACGCUCUGUCCUCGCCCAAUGAAUGGAACCGCAAAGAGGUUAAAAAACAACUUUCGGAGCGAGGUUAUCUGAUCGGGCAAUCCAUCGGCGAGGGUUCCUACUCGAAGGUGUACUACUCGGAAUACCGUAAAUCAGGCCAACAGCAGCAUUUCCCGGAACGGAGAGCAUGCAAAAUCAUCAAUCGAAACAAAAGUUCAAUGGAGUAUUCGCAGUUCCUUCCGAGGGAGAUCAAAACGAUGAUAGCGCUGUCCCAUCCGAAUAUCGUUUCGGUUUAUUCGGUGUUUGAAUUUGGUCCUUAUGUUUGCAUUUUCAUGGAUUAUUGCCGGUGCGGAGAUUUACUGCAGAGGAUCCAAAGCCAUGGGAAAUUGUCCGAGUCGAAAGCUAGACUACUCUUUCGGCAGUUGGCUUCCGCUGUUCAGCACAUGCAUUCGCGAGGAUUCUGCCAUCGGGACAUUAAGUGCGAAAACGUGUUGCUCUGCAGCCCAUCGCAUGUCAAGCUGUCUGACUUUACGUUUGCAAAGAAGUGUCCCUGCGAGGAAGCGUCGCAAAAGCUUAGCGCCACUUUCUGCGGCUCUGCGGCUUAUGCAGCCCCGGAGAUCCUCAAGGGCAUUCCCUAUCAUCCCAAAAGGUAUGACAUGUGGUCGUUAGGGUGCGUUCUGUUCAUAAUGGUUACCGGAACGAUGCCAUUCGACGAGCGCAAUAUUCCGGAAACGAUUGAGCGACAGGAACGGAAACAGUACUUCUACCCCGAUGGAGUGAAACCAAACCCGACAAUUAUCGAACUGAUUGACAGCCUAAUCGAACCGGAUGUGAACGCCAGGGCAAGCAUCGAUCAGGUCGUGGACUGUGCGUGGUUGCAGGAAGUGGAGUAGGGAAGGGGAUUGAUGGCUUUUAUCUGUGAUUGAAACGGAUUUUUUGACGAGAUGCCAGCGAUGGACGAAUCUGUCAUGAUUGAUUCGUAAAAUUGACGGACAAUAAAAUCAUCUUGCGAAACAA